UCUUAAGUCACGAUCUACUUCCAUUCGAUCUGUCUCGUGAAUAACUGUUAACGGGUGAUUCCGUGGCCCAACGAGUGUUGAGCUCGACGUCUGUCUAAUCGGCUCGGUCGUUUGAAAGGUGUUUUUCGGAGUCUUCGGCAUACGACUGUUCGUUCGGUGAGCUUCUGAAUUGUAGGCUGUUCGAUCGGAGUGAUUCUGAGUUGUAGAUCUGGUCGUCUGAGUGUUGAGUAGUUUCUUUGACACAUACUUCUGUUGAGUUAGCUAGUUUCGGGUGUCGCUUCUGACUCUUCGUUGUUCGUCAAUUCGUACAUCUCUCGUUCAUUUCUGUAUCUUGAGGUCCCUAUGUGAUCAAGUACGAGAGUGAGAUACGAGUGGGUACAGUAACUAAUGGUUUUGUUCUUCGCCGCUUUCUGCUUCUCCUCUCGUCUUGAGUAGCUUGCUAGUGCGAGCCUAAUGGCCUUGUCAUUUUCUGGUUCUCGGGGGUUGGAUGUGAUUGGCUCUAGAUGUAGAUACUCGCAUGGUGAACCGGUACCCUUGGUCGUGUCAGGAACGAGAGUCAGUGCGAGCACACACACCCCAGUGCACUUCCACCAGAGUGCCUAGGGGUGGGACGCCAAGGGCUGAAGCAUCUGCUUGGGAUGGCCUUUUCAAUUAUAUAAUUAUUUGUGUUAUAUUAGUUUAAUUAGGUAUGCUUUGCGAAUUGCGAGUUCGUCUACUUUGCUUGCUCACGAGACAUGGGUGUGAGCGCCGCGUUCAUGUUCAGAUCCCACCUAAGCACAAAGAUCAUCCACCAAACACCUCUCGGACAUCUUCUUACACAUUCUUAGAGAGACACGUAGCAGAACUACCACCAGAACUCAAAUGAUGUGAGUACAACGAACUAGAGUAACGUCUACGAGUUGAUGUUGAGUGAGAUGUCGUUUCAUUCUCUCGAAUUCGGAUCCUCUUCGCUCGUUCUUGUGAAUCUGACGACGAGUGUCGCCCUUGAGGAGUAGUUCUUGCUGGAGUCAGUAUUAGAGAACGAGCGCGAGCCAUAUUUUAUUUGACUGACAGUGACAGCCAAACAGGAAUUCUCACGAGCGGCAUCUCGUAAUUUACAUUUUCCCAUUGUUUGUCCCUCGUUUGUUCCCUCGACGUAUCGCUCUCUGUCUCUCGCUAUCUAUAUCCCUCCUUGUUGUUUCUCAACUCCCCCACGCACACACUUAUCGCACUGACCCUUCUUUAUGUUCACAUUCUUUCAUCCACAUCCUUAUUUCAAACAAACAAAACUCAUAGUUGAAUUUGUCUUUACUCUUUGGAGGAGGAAGUCUGUCCUAAGGCAAUUCUCAACACUAAUCUGAGCGAAGACGACUGUGUUUGUGUUUCGAUAUCUCACUUCAAAUUCGAAAAGAGUUGUUGUAGUUGGUUCUAAGAAACAAACUAUAAUCGACGUCAUCUCAACAUCUUACAUACAAGAAAAAAGAUGAAACAUCAACAUUUCGCCUGAAGCGAAAACGAAUCAAGCGACACUGAACCGGGAGCCUCAAACCGCUUCGAGAACAGCUCUCUUAGGCAGACGAAAAGCCAGAGAAGAGCGGCUACGACGUCAAGAAGUGCAACAUCAAGGAGUAGACGAAGACUCAACAUCAUAUUCCUCAGAUCAAACAAAGGAGAAAAUUAUACAGCGACCAAGACGCCAUAUUGUUACCACACUACUUUGUCAUAAAAGUAAAAAACAUCCACCUACCACAUCACACAACCCUCCUGUACCAAAAUCACAUCAGAGAACAGAGGCAGUUCCCUAUUGUGUUUGUGCAACUACAUAUUCAACAAAACCACAUAUUGCCAAUAACAUUUCUUGGACGGAGAACCAUCAAUAUUGGCCUUCCUAAAUCAAGUCGACAUCUUCUUCUUCAUGAUCCAUCGUACUGUCUUACUACCAGAAGAUACUUCUAGCAGUACUAGUACUACCGAUAAAAGUGGAAGUCCCUCCAUCUUCCGAGUAGCGAAAUCGUAAUCCAACCAGCAAGGUAUUUCCCUUUUUUUUAACUUCGCGCACAUUUACAACUUCUACAAGAAUCACAGCACCUUCAAGUCGAGGAGAACAUCCAUUACUUCGCCAAUCAGAACAAGAAGCGCGAAAUCUAGUAGCUUCUUUUACUUCGUGUUUGUUCUAACACGACGCACAACAAGUAUAUUUGGAACAUCAGCGGACCGCAAAGAUGAAGACAGGUUUCGGAACAACGCCGCCUGCUACCAUGCGGCCUGAAGACCAUCCCUAUAGCGCAGAUAGGUUGGGCCCAGGAAGUGGUGCUAGCAGGAUGGCAGGCUCGCCCGUUCGGAAAGUACCUAGUCCAAGCGAUCUCCCAGGAAGCAAAACGCAGGUCAGCGUAGUAUUAUGGCCAAUUCAUUUUUGUGGAAUGUAUAAUUGAGCCAUCGCUGUACACAGACAGGUCUUUUGUAUUUCGUUGUAGCAAUAAUUCAAUCCUUGUCCUCUGUGUUUGAAAAAGAUAAAGUUAGAGUUACAUCCAGGAGCAUGUCCUUAUUUCCUGGUCUUUUCUCUAAAACACGACGACUUCAGACGAAGCUGGCAUGAUGGAGACAAGAUGCAGCUCUUCUUCACCAAGUACAGAGCUGAGAUUCGCAUCUACGGAAUCUUCGCUUUUGCUAUCUUCGCAAGUUGGGUGCUCAUCUCGGACGGAGAUUUCUCCUUCACGCUCACGCUUGCUAGUUUGGUAUACUCCGUUUUGUUUUACACUUACUAUACGGAAUAUAAAGUAUUUUCGUCCUUUAGUAGUUAUAAUGAUUCAAUCUUCAUCCAGAAAACUACGGCACGCAUUUUUAAGGUGAUAGCGGCGACAGAAAUAUCAUAGUGAUAGCACCAAACAGGAACUUCACCGCAAUACCAAAAACGAUCUUGUUACACACAACCGAAUCCACAGAUAUCUAUGUGCUCGUUUUUGAUGAUGUGCGCGUGGGUGGAGACACACAAGAGUUGCCAGGGCGUAUCCGUGAAAAUGUUAGAGAUCUAUCUUCUGUUACAGUUCGCGCGUCUGUGCGCAGUAAUCCCCUUCGAAGGCUACCUGCCGUUCGACAAAAGCGGAGAUUGGUUGUAUAAUUACCUUCAUUGAUUUUUCUUGUCAAUCAUGUGAUGGAAAUGACGAUGUUCUUCUUGAAGGUCUUAUUGGGAUUCGUCCCUUUGAUAUUGAUCAACACGGGUCGUUUUUACCUACUUACUUGAUAUUUAACAAGUUAGAUGUAUCUGGGGCAGUUUGCAGUUGCAUUUUUGGAGGAUGCGUCCAGCGUUCCUACCUCCACGACCAAAAUCUCUCAUCCCAGCUAUCAAGUCGUCGAAGCCAUGACGUUCUGUUUCGCGGGAAGUAUCGUUUACUUGUGCCGUGUCCAGUACCCAGAAACCUACGCCUCCGAAAUGGACACUUUCGAUACUAGGUAGAACGUCAACAUCCCUUAUUGCAUCCAUCAUGCCGUAACUCAUUCAAUUUUGAAUGCAGUUUUUCUGAAACUAAUAUGUCUUUGACGUCAGUGUUUGAUCUUCUAUGAACCUACUUGUUCACUGACGCUGACAUCACCAUCGAUCCUUAGUAAAGUGUCGUUCUCCGACUGCAAAAAUUCCGUGCCGACCCAGGUUUCUUAUUGCACCAGCGCUAGUGCUAUCGCUCGUUCUGCAUCCACAGCUGAACGCAUUCACGCCCUCUGACAUUUGCUGGGCUUUCGCAUUGUACAUGGAGUCUCUAGCGAGUCUCCCACAGCUUUUCAUGUUCCAAAGGGAAGGCAAGGUACUCUUCUUGUGUAAGUACCUGUACUACUGUAGUUGUAUCUGUUUUUCGUUGUCGUUGUAUCUUCAAAAAUAUUUUCUGCUAGAAUCUCUAUCUAUCAACUCAACAACCUAACUGGAGGACCAAGCCGUCCUCACUACAACUACACAAAACAAAACUAAACUACAUACCAAAGGUUCACCCGUGGACUGCGCAUUUCCUAGCAGCGCAGGUUAUGUCGAAGGUUGCAAACUUUAUCUUUUGGACUAGCAGUUUCAGCGAACUGCAGGAUCCUCGACACCUGCCGUCAAAGUACUUCAUCGGCUAUUGGGUCCUCAUUGUGCAGGGUUUCCAGAUUCUGCUCAUGGGUGACUUCAUCCUGCAGUACACUCGUUGCGUCUCGAUGGGCGUAUCGGUUAGCAGACUCCUCACUGAGGAGGUGUAA
Amoebophrya sp. A25 is the source of this 4200-nucleotide messenger RNA. NCBI's taxonomy places the organism in Eukaryota, Dinophyceae, Syndiniales, Amoebophryaceae. The record is from the annotation of a GenBank genome assembly.